GUUCGUUGACCGGUACUCAGAACCAUGUUGGCAGUCUGACGUCAUUCUCAUAGGUCGCGGAUCGGAUGGAGGAUCAGGAGCGCGAGCUGGAGCGCGCGCGGCUAGCUAGCUAGCGUAUAGCUAGCUCGAGAUGAGUUACCGUAUAAAGUUGGUCAAGAUGUCGUACAAACCGACUGCUGUGAAAAGACUUCCACGUGCCAAGGGACAACCAAGCAAAGAGGCGCUGUUUUGGAAGAAUUUUGAAUUUCCAGUAACUGUCAAGGAAUAUGGUGCUGUAACCGACAUUGACUUUUCUCCUGUUGAGCCUUAUAACUUUGCUGUCUCGAGCUCUACAAGAGUUCAAAUCUACAAUCCGUUAACAAACCAGAUUGAGAGGUCCUUGUCUCGUUUCAAGGGCGUUGCGUAUGGAGCUAGCUAUCGUCAAGAUGGUAAACUCAUGGUGGCAGGAGGGGAUGAAUCGUUCGUGCGUCUCUUUGAUCUCUCGGGCCGUGCCGUCCUCAGAAUCUUCAAAGGGCAUCAAGGGCCUGUCCAUGUUGCCAAGUUUGCAGCGAACAAUCAGGUGAUGUCGUGUUCAGAUGAUAACACGGUCCGUUGUUGGGAUAUACCUAGUGAAGAAGAAGUCGUCCGUUUCUCAGAUCACACUGAUUAUAUCAGGUCAGGAGUCAUUAGCCCUAGUAGCAAAGACAUCUGGCUUACUGGAUCAUAUGACCAUUCUGUGAAGAUGUAUGAUUUGAGGACAGGUUCUAGUAUUAUGAGUGUAGACCAUGGUCAGCCAGUGGAGAGGGUUAUUAUGUUCCCCGCAGGAGGAGUAUUCUUAUCUGCAGGUGGAAACUAUGUGAAAGUAUGGGAUGCCCUUGCUGGGGGCCGUCUCCUAGCAACAGUAAGCAAUCAUCACAAGACCAUCACAGCUAUGUGUUUUAAUGGAAACAAUUCAAGACUGCUUACUGCAUCUUUGGACAGACAUGUGAAAGUGUAUGAUGUCACCACAUAUCAGCUGGUUGCCAGUAUGGACUACCCCGCACCUAUUCUAUCUCUUGGUAUCUCAUCUGAUGACAAGACACUUGUUGUUGGCGCUACAUCAGGACUGCUAUCCAUCAAGCAUCGCAAACCGGAUGAUGAGCUACAGACUUCCAAGCCUCAUAGACAACGGAGUGCAGGAGCUAAUAGUAGAUACUAUGUCCAUGGCAAGGUGUUUACACCUAAAGAGGAUGAUAUGGUAGUCACUCACAUCAACAAAGAUCAUCUUGAGAAGUAUGAUAGAAUGUUGAAGAAGUUUGAACAUUCCAAAGCCUUAGAUGCAGCUCUUCAUCCAAAUGUUAGAUUACGAACACCCCAUGUGACCUUCAGCUUGCUCCAAGAAUUGAUCAGACGUGGUGUUGUGAAGAGCGCCCUCUCUGGUAGGGAUGAUCGUUGGCUGUGUAUCAUAUUGACCUUCUUGAAGAAACACAUAUCAGACACAAACUUCACUCCCAUUGCUGUUGAUAUUUCUAAUAUUCUCUUAGAUAUCUAUGGUCCAGUGAUGGGCGAGAGUGAGGAUGUUAUGAAGCGGUUCCAGGCCUUGCAAGUAGGGCUUCAGCAGGAGCUGCGCUACCACACGACGCUGGAGGAAAUCCGAGGGAUGCUGGAUACCAUCCUGGCUGCGUCCCAUUCUCCAUCCUCCAUCACCAAGGAAACCAUCAACUUAGAUGAGCCAAGGGUGGACAGUGAUGAGAGGAUGAACGCCAAUGGACUUGAGAUGGGGGCCACAUGACAGUAAUGAAUUUCAUGGAACUAUGUCACCUUGUUACAGGACCCUUUAGUGGAUCAUUCAAACGUUUUGGUUGAUGUUAAAUCUUGUAUGGAAAAGAAACCAGGGCCCGUUGGAACUCUUCGAAGACAGGGCCUGGGACUCCUUUUGUCAAAUUGGAAAUCUUAUCUUAAUUGAUGUGGACAUUUUAAGAGUCUUCAAUAAAGAUUGAAAUAACUUAAUCUGGUAUAAAACUGUUCUGGAGAGUGUCUCAUGGAUCAUGAAAAGACUUGUCGGACGUUUUAUCCAACAAGUCCUGUUUUAUCCGACAGUUACCGUAGUAAGAGGGCUUCUCCUCCAAUCAAACUCAAGGAAAGUUGUCGGAUUCAACAACUUGUCAGAUGAAUAAUGGUGGCUGAUAUGCUCCACUGGUACUUUUGUUGUUGUUAUACACUAGGAAAAGAAACUGUAAACUCUCAUUCAGUCGAAAACAAAAUUUUCUACUUUCUACAUAGUUAAAUCAUCCCUUUAAUCCUCAAAUUUAGCUGAUACAACAAAAGAGACUACCGGUGUUCAAUUUUUUGUGUUACUUCACUGAGAAAGCUGUUUACAGUACAUCCCAGACAAAAAAAAAACAAACGAACAAAGAAUUAUCAAUGAUUUAUUGUAACUUAGUCACAAAUAGAAUAGACAAAUAACCCAUCAUAGUAAAGCUAACAAAUCAUCUCAGUUAUGCAAGAUGAAAUACAAGAUUCUAAGCUUUACAAUGAUAGGUGAUUUGCCUGUUGUAUUUGUGAUUAAGGUAUGAAGAAUUAUCAAGAAUUCUCGGUUUCAUUUUCAGUGGAACGCUCUGUAUAGUGAUGCAAAUAUGUCAAAGUUUAAAAAAUGAAUUUAGUUUUCAAAUGUCUAUCUCUGUUUCAGUAGGAUCAUUCUGUAAAAUUACAGAUUUAUCAUAGUUUCCAUUAUUGCUUUAGCACAAAACAGUAGCAAACAUAUGAGAAACAGAAAUGUAAAGGUCAAGAGUGAUUUAAUAAUAAAGCAAGUACAUAUCAUAUCUUUGAAAGUGUACUUAAAUAUUAUA
Molecule: messenger RNA, 2807 nt
Organism: Lytechinus pictus (painted urchin)
Lineage: Eukaryota; Metazoa; Echinodermata; Echinoidea; Temnopleuroida; Toxopneustidae
Product: U3 small nucleolar RNA-associated protein 15 homolog
Exons: 11
Coding region: 131-1750 (539 amino acids)
Biological process (GO): positive regulation of transcription by RNA polymerase I; rRNA processing
Cellular component (GO): nucleolus
Molecular function (GO): protein binding
Source: RefSeq, a predicted model, not a curated record